Messenger RNA from Tachysurus vachellii, 1491 nucleotides. Its product is annotated as protein kinase C epsilon type-like. Gene Ontology annotation, molecular function: ATP binding; protein serine/threonine kinase activity. Gene Ontology annotation, biological process: protein phosphorylation. NCBI's taxonomy places the organism in Eukaryota, Metazoa, Chordata, Actinopteri, Siluriformes, Bagridae. The record is from RefSeq and is a predicted model, not a curated record. Bases 1 to 1491 code for a protein of 496 amino acids. The transcript has 3 exons.
AUGUUAAAGUCAUUGAGAUUUUUUCAGUUUGUAAGGAGGAAAAAGAAGGAUAAAGUGAAGCCGGGGGCAGAGGAUCAAACCCAGACCAUCACAUAUAAAAGUACGAAGAUACUGAAUACAAAUGGCAAAGGUGCAGAAACUCCGAAACAACCACUGGAGGCUCACUUGGGAUCAGGCACACGUGACAGAGACAUAAUACCACCGUCGCUUGAUCACAUCGAGGAAGUGCAGAUAGUAGAGCCAACUCCAUCUCUGAAUGAGGAUGGUUUACAGAAGAGCAAUGUAGAGGUGCAACUCAUAAAUCAGCAACAGAAAACAAGUAGCAAAGGUGCAGAAACUCCUAAACAACCAAGGGAGACUCACUUGGGAUCAGGAACACGUGACAGAGAUAUAAUACCACCGUCCCUUGAUCACAUCAAGGAAGUACAGAUAGCAGAGACAAGUCCAUCCUUGAAUGAGGAUGGUUUAAAAAUUAACAGUGUAGAGGUGCAGGUUAAAGAUAAGAGUCUAGAAAAUUUCAUGUUCCACAAAGUGCUUGGAAGGGGUGGAUAUGGCAAGGUUGUUCUGGCUGAACUCAGAGGCACAGGUGAGGUUUUUGCGUUAAAGAUGCUGAGGAAAGACAAAAUUCUGAAUUAUAAACAUAUGCGCCAAACUCUGCUGGAGAGAGAUAUCCUGGUUAUGACUGCAGAACACCCCUAUCUAGUCCAACUCUGCUUCUGCUUCCAGACAAGUGAUCUCUUGUGCUUUGCUUUGGAGUACCUGAAUGGAGGUGAUCUUGAUUACCACCUUGCACACACUCGAUUCACAGAAUCACACUCCUGCAUUUAUGCUGCUGAGAUCACCUCUGCUCUCAUGUUUCUCCACCGUAACGGGAUCAUUCAUAGAGACCUCAAACCUAGCAAUGUCCUGUUAGAUGCCGAUGGCCACUGCAAGCUUGCUGACUUUGGCUUGUGCAAAAAGGACAUUCUAGAUGGCAAGACCACCAACACAUUAUGUGGUACACCUCAGUACAUGGCACCUGAGAUACUGAUGAAAUAUAAAUAUGGUGCUUCGGUGGACUGGUGGUGUCUAGGUGUUAUCAUGUAUGAGAUGAUGGUGGGCUAUCCUCCGUUUAUUGCUUCAAAUGAGAAAAAGGUGUUCAAGUCGAUCCUUAUGGAUAGUCCUUGCUAUCCUUUUUUUCUGAGCAGAGAGGCGAAAGAAAUUCUCAAGGCAUUCCUAGUGAAGAUUCCUAAGGCUCGGCUUGGCUGCGUGGUGUCCCAGGGCCAGGAGGAAGCCAUCAAAGUUCAUCCAUUCUUUAAGAAGAUUGACUGGGUGCUUUUGGAACAGAGGAAGAUCAAGACCCCUUUUAAACCAAAAAUGAAUGCCAAUAACUUUAAAGGACCCCUCAGUCAUCAGGUGGUCAGGCUUACUCCCAUUGAUGAUUCAAAAAUUACGCCAAAUUUGCAGAGGUUCUUUAAUAACUUCUCCUACUGUAACCCCAAAUAUCGAUAA